AUGAUGAUCGUCUCGCUCCCAUACCGUGCCAUCGAGUUGCUGAUGGGCGACAGGCACUACGGCCCUGGUUUGGAUAUUUGGUCCGUCGGCUGCAUCUUGGCAGAGAUUCUCCUGUGCCAAACUGGCCGGCGGCAGCCCUUUUUUGGGGGGGAUCCGGAAAAUCCCAGCAAGACCGUCCUGGCCUAUGUCGAAGAGAUUUUCUACAUCAUGGGCAAACCCACAGAUGAGACGUGGCCAGGACUCUGUAAACUACCGAACUACCGAACCUACGUGUCUGGCAAGAUUUCCAGCGCCAAAGCGCACAAAGAGCAGGGAGAUGAACGCGGCUUCCUCCGGCGCUUCUUCCGCAACGGAAUUGGCAAGCCCGCCGACUCCAAGUAUUGCCUGACAGAAAGCUUCUUCGAGAUGCUGGGCGGUUUGCUCUCGCUUUGCCCAAAGCAUCGCGUGACGGCGGCGGAGGCCCUGCAGCACCCGUUCUUCACCAAGGAAAAGCCGGUGCCAGAAUGGCACGCUUGGCAUUGGGCGUUGGCCAGCGCCGACAUCCCCCGGGGGGAUGAAGCCCGGAAGAAGAACAACGACGAGGACGAGGCUCGGAAGCUGCUCAAGCAGCUCAGCAAAGAGGACGUCGGUACAGAGGAAGCUGGUGACAAGACAAACGGUGGCAAGGCGAAAGCAGUGUUGGAGAAGUGGCGAGAGCAGGCGGAGAAGCGACAGCAGCAGGAAAUCAAGCGCACGAACUCGAUGAAGUCAGCAAAGGCUCCCGAGGAACUCCCUGCGGGCUGGACGAAGCAUUGGUCAAGUUCGAAGCAGCGGUUCUACUAUCAUGACGGCAAGACAGGCAAAAACAGCUGGUCCUUCCCGUCGAAAAGCUGA
Messenger RNA from Symbiodinium necroappetens, 873 nucleotides. NCBI's taxonomy places the organism in Eukaryota, Dinophyceae, Suessiales, Symbiodiniaceae. The record is from the annotation of a GenBank genome assembly.